This is a messenger RNA of Rhododendron vialii, 1697 nucleotides long. RefSeq names its product protein DETOXIFICATION 27-like. The transcript is spliced from 8 exons. Lineage: Eukaryota; Viridiplantae; Streptophyta; Magnoliopsida; Ericales; Ericaceae. Gene Ontology annotation, molecular function: xenobiotic transmembrane transporter activity; antiporter activity. Gene Ontology annotation, cellular component: membrane. Gene Ontology annotation, biological process: xenobiotic detoxification by transmembrane export across the plasma membrane. The record is from RefSeq and is a predicted model, not a curated record. The coding region runs from base 66 to 1592 and encodes 508 amino acids.
AUCUUAAUUUGGAUCUCCAUUCGAUCUUAAUGUUCAUACUCGGAACCUAGGACUAUAAUAACCCGAUGGGUAGCACGAACAGGGGUGAAGAAGAACUCAACCAGCCAUUAGUAGACAGUUCUACUUCGGCAUCGAACUUGGUAGUAGUACCGGACGUCGUCCAAGCUGGAGAAGAAGUCGACGAUGAUCAAAAGGAGAAAUCAGACCUGAAAUCAAAAGUGUGGACAGAAACAAAGAAGCUAUGGCAUAUAGUGGGUCCAACCAUCUUCAGCCGCCUCGCCACCUUCUCAAUGAACCUCAUCACCCAAGCCUACGUCGGCCACCUCGGCGAUCUGGAACUCGCUUCCUUCACCAUUGCCAACAAUAUCAUCGUCGGCUUCAAUUUCGGCCUCCUGUUGGGGAUGUCAAGUGCAUUAGGGACCCUAUGCGGGCAAGCCUACGGAGCAAAAAGGUACCACAUGUUAGGCAUAUACAUGCAAAGGUCAUGGAUUGUACUAUUCCUGUGCUGCCUCUUGUUGUUGCCACUCUACGUAUUCGCAACCCCAUGGUUAAAGCUCCUGGGACAAGCCGAUGACGUCGCAGAGCAAGCCGGGCUGGUGGCCUUAUGGUCAAUUCCAAUCCACUUCAACUUCGCCUUCGUAUUUCCAGUGCAGAUGUUCUUGCAAAGCCAGCUGAGGGCCGCGGUGCUGGCAUGGGUUUCGUUAGCGGUUUUGGUGAUACAUGUGGGACUUAGUUGGGUUUUCGUGUACUGGUUGGAGUUUGGGGUGGUGGGAGCCGUCGCGGCAUUGGGUUUGGCGUGGUGGCUGAUGUUUUUUGGACUUUUUGGGUACACGCUUUUGGGUGGGUGCCCAGAUACUUGGACUGGUUUCUCCAUGGAAGCCUUCUCCGGACUUUGGGAGUUCGUCAAGCUCUCUGCUGCCUCUGGUGUCAUGCUCUGUUUGGAGAUCUGGUAUUACAGAGUAUUGAUAUUGAUGACUGCAAAUCUGAAAAAUGCUACUAUAGCUGUGGAUGCGUUGGCCAUUUGUACGGGCAUCAGUGGGUGGGAAAUGAUGAUUCCUGUAGCUUUCCUCUCCGGAACAGGAGUAAGGGUUGGAAACGAGUUAGGUGCGGGAAAUGUAAAAGCAGCAAAAUUUGCAACGAUAGUAUCUCUGGUGCAAUCCACCAUCAUCGGCUUAUGCUUUUGCGCUCUCAUAAUGGUAUUCCAUUACCAAAUUGCUUUGAUCUUCACAUCCAGUGCCGAUGUCCUCGAGGCAGUCGACAAUCUUUCCUUACUCUUGGCUAUCUCCAUUCUUCUCAAUAGCAUCCAACCCGUUCUUUCCGGGGUGGCCGUUGGAUCCGGAUGGCAGGCGAAGGUUGCAUUCGUUAAUUUGGGAUGCUACUACGUUGUUGGGGUUCCCCUUGGAGUAGUCUUGGGUUGGGUAUUUAACUUGGGAGUUGAGGGUCUUUGGGGAGGGAUGAUCUUCGGUGGAACGGCUAUACAAACAGUAAUAUUGGCCAUCAUUAUUAUGCGGUGCAAUUGGGAAAAUGAGGCUGAAAAAGCAACUAUGCGCAUCGAAAAGUGGUCAACUCCCAAUCCAGAUACAGAUUCAUAGCUUUAAUUAUAAUAAAACACGAACUGAACUAGAUCGAUAUAGUUAUUGAACCACUUCAUUUAUUUGGGUUCCAAAAUAUAAUUAAGCUGCAAUAUUUUUCCCUCU